AUGGAAUCAUUAAACAAACAAAAAUCAAUUAGUCUUGAUACUCUACCUAUUCUAUUAGAAAAUCUUGCUAAUUAUCUGGAACAUUUACCAAAUUUAACAGAUGACAGUAAAUUAAAUCACUUUAUAGCCUCUGGAUGGACUGAUAUAAUUGGGCCGUUGGAUUUAUUUUUAAGAAAAUUAACCACUGUUACACCGAUACCAAUCAAUUUAGCUACAACUGUACGUAUUAUGACCUAUGUAGUACGCUCACCUGUUGCAUCGAAUUUCAAGACACUUCCGGAUACUUUUUCAAAUUUACUUCGUAUUAUUGUCGAAAAUGUACAUUUUCGUUUGACUAGUGUCAUUGAAUUAUGCUCUUUAAGUAAUCGAGUUCUAAAAGAUCGUACCAAAGCUCAGUUAAGUAGAACAAUGGUUGAUUUAUUUUAUCAAUCAAUUAAAUUUCGUGCUUGCAUACCUGAUGAAAAUUUGAUAAAAUUAUUACAAUUUAUUCUCAUGGAUGCUGGUGGUACCAUAGAACCAAAUCAAGUUGUUGAAGGUAUAACAACGUUAUUUAAUCCACAAACUUAUCAUUUAUUUCCAACUGGUGCAGCUGAAUUAAUGAGACCGCACUUACCUGAUUGUUUAGCUUUUAUAUCAGAUAUUCAUACAGUACAUAAGAUUAAACAGUCUCAAAAAUCAGCAGUUCAGUUGAACAGCGUUGGAUAUGGACUUGGUUCUUCAUCUAUGAUGUCCGGAUCUAAUCCAUGUGGUACUGGUAAUCUUGAUUCAAACACACUGACAGGCGGUGGGGGAACAACAUCUGGAAAUAUAGGUAGCAGUUUAUUUGGUGGAGGUUUUAAUUCAUCAGGAGUAUCAAACUCUGCAACAGGAGCUACAGGUGUUAAUUCUAACGUUGGGUUAGGUACAAAUAUUCCAAGCUUGCAUGAAGAUGUUUUAGGUGCACAUUUAAAAUCAGGUUUAUCUCAGUAUGUUUCAUUGGAGUUAUCCAGAUCUAGCAGUGGAAGUGACCACGAUGUCUUCCCUUUACUUGCACCCGGACUACUGUCCGAUAUAAAAACGACGAGAAGCUGUAAAAAUUCAGCACCUGGAUUACCAGCCCGAUCAAAGGCAGCCACUACUGCCUCCGGUUCGAAUGUUAAUUCAGUUGGUUUAACGGGAAAAAGUUUAAACUUAUCGUCUGAGAGUGGACAUACUGCAAAUGUGGAACAAUCGAAUGCACAAAUCAAACUUAGUAAAAAUAGUGGAUCAGUUGUAAGACAAAAUGAGCCCCAUUCAGAUAUGGCCAUUGUUGCUAUUACACAAUCUAAUGUCAGUCCUUCGAUUAGUUGUAAACCUAGCGAAACUACCUAUACACGUCCAACGAUGACAAUAACCCAAACAUCCUCGACUAAAAAGCAAGAAGUUACCAAUACAAAACUAAUUUCUUCUGCGCUUCCAAUUCCAUCACCAGCAAUUUCACAUGAUCAGGUUUCCUCUACUAACGUUACUACUUCUACUACGACUAUAUCUGUUUCAAAUUUAACUUCGCCAAAUUCUGUCACAUCUACACCUACCACACCACAAACAAUCUCUAAAGCAAUUAUAUUACAGUAUUUACCUUGGUUAAAAUCCACUCCACCUUCAUCUCAAUUAGGACCAAAAGAUUUCCUUAUUAUGGUUGAAAGAGUUCGCACAUUAUCAUGGCUUUUGCUUGGAGCCACAAUGAAUAUGGCAUUAACACGUGAAGCUACUGGUUUAUCUUGUCGUCCUAUACCAUUUAAUUUAGUUCCUUCAGUGGCAGAUUUAGUCAAAGCGUUGUUGAGUGGCUUUCCUGAUCAACAGAAACAAUCUGUCACUGUAAUGUCAUCACUGUAUCAUGUCUUUCUACUAUGUCAAGUAUGGACUAUUUAUUGUGAAACUGUUGCCAGCCUCUCACCAGUAAAUUCAAAUCAAUAUAAGGCAGCUAUGGCGACGGCAUUUGAUUUUUGGAUAAGAAUUAUGCCAACAAUAUUACGUCUCUUGUCAAUUUCUGAAGAUUUCGUAAUUGUGAGUGGUCGUCUGUUAACCGUUAUUGAAGAGCUCAUGGAAUGUCAGUCAUCAUUAGCUUCAAAGCUGUUCACAUUGUGGAUGCCGCUUUUACAUGGACGAUAUAAACAGCUUCCAGGUAAUAUGCUUAAACGCUUACAAAAAUGUGUCGAGUGGGAACCACCUGAACCAUAUAACCGAUUGUUACUCCUGCUAUCUUUACCUGAUCCACUAACUAAUAGUCGUUUGUCAUCAGGCCCAACAACAGGUCAUUGUGAAAAUUUACCACUUACAGCAAUCACUGGAAAUGCCAAUACAAUCCCAUCAUCACAUUAUGAAAAACCUUUAAUUCACUCGACUAGUUCAUCAUUGCCAGGAUGGACUGAAAGCUCUUUAUUAGCUUGCCAGGCUAAUUCAUUAAUGGGUUGUAAUUUAAUUCCAAAAUCUCUUAAAGAAUGCUUAACUGAAGGCGUUAAUUUAACCGGCAGUGCACAGUGCAUUGGACAUGCAUUAGCACCGAGUGCACCAUAUGCUAAUGACGGAACAGCUGAUGGGGUUGGUUUGGAAGCUGGUGCAAUGGGUGCUGAUUUACUAACUAGUCGUCUAGUUGCAUGGUUAAAAAAGCACAUAUUUGUACUAGGACGUAAUGAAGAUCAACAUUCUACAGCUACACAUAUUUUUGUCCAUUAA
Molecule: messenger RNA, 2694 nt
Organism: Schistosoma mattheei
Lineage: Eukaryota; Metazoa; Platyhelminthes; Trematoda; Strigeidida; Schistosomatidae
Source: the annotation of a GenBank genome assembly